AUGUUGCUAUGGCUGGAGACGACUCCAAAUUCAGCAGGUCCACAGCAGCGAUUGCCUCCAUCGUCUUCUUCCAACAAUAAUAAGAUUGCUGUGGAAAUGGAAAUGGGGGUAUUCAAUUACAGAUGUGAUGAAGAAGGAGAGAAGGAAUGCGUUAUCUGCCUGAGUGAAUACGAAGAGGAUGAUGCGGUGGUAGCACUAAAACCGUGUCAUCACAACUUUCAUGUGGACUGCAUUCGAAGGUGGCUACAGUGCAAGCUUCAGUGUCCCCUCUGCAACGCAUGUCCGCUUCAGAAAUUUGGAUCCCAAGCUCGAAAUGAUGUUGCGCUUGAAAUUCCAUCUACGUUCCCUGUGGCGGAUUGA
This is a messenger RNA of Cryptomeria japonica (Japanese cedar), 360 nucleotides long. Its product is annotated as RING-H2 finger protein ATL5-like. Bases 1 to 360 code for a protein of 119 amino acids. NCBI's taxonomy places the organism in Eukaryota, Viridiplantae, Streptophyta, Pinopsida, Cupressales, Cupressaceae. The transcript has a single exon. The record is from RefSeq and is a predicted model, not a curated record.